AUGCUAGCCCCAACGGUUUUCGUUGCUGCCGUCGGGCUCGCUGGCCCCGCCACGGCCUUUUAUUCUGGCAACAUCAACUAUUUCUCGCCAUCCCAACACCACCCUUCCCUGGGAGUGUCGAUUCGCAAGGUUGCAGCACGCACCUAUACCGCCUCUCCCUGGACGGCGAACCAGCUCAACUUCACCCAUGGAGUCGCUAGUGGCGAUCCGCUCGAGGACUCAGUCAUUCUCUGGACCCGCGCAGCACCUACGCUCGACAAUGACGGCAGCAACGUUACCGUAACCGGAUACGUCGACCUCUAUAGCCAUGAAACGGACGCGUAUGUGAAAGCCAGCAAGGCGCCAGUCUGCGUCGAGUGGAAGGUUUCAAACAAGAAGGAUCUCUCUCACGUCGUCACCAAAGGCACGGCAUACACCAGCUCUGAUAUUGACUUCACUGUCAAGGUCGAAGCAAAAGGGCUCAAGCCCUUCACUCAGUACUGGUAUCAGUUCAACAUCUGCAACUCCAACAAGACGAGCCCGCUUGGUAGGACCAAGACCAUUCCGAGGAAGAAGGACAAGGCCCUCUCGGCCAUCAAGUUCGCCAUCUAUUCGUGCAGCAACUACCCCUUCGGCUUUUUUAACGCCUAUGGUAACCCUGUCCGGAAGGAUUCGGUUGACUACGUCAUACACCUUGGCGACUACAUCUACGAGUAUAAGAAUGGCGAGUAUGGCUGGGGCAAUUCCUUCGACCGCAUCCCGCAGCCGGAUCGUGAGAUCUACACUCUCUACGACUACCGUAAGAGAAUUGCCACGUAUCGCACUGAUUUGGAUCUGCUUGCGAGCCACCAGCAGUUCCCCUGGAUUCCUGUCUGGGACGACCACGAGGUUGCCGACAACACAUAUCGCGAUGGGAGUUCUGAGCUCAACAACACCGAGGACUCUUUCGUUCGGGAUGGCGGCGUUGCCGUUGAUCAACGCAAGAUGAACGCCGUUCGCGCUUACUUUGAGUGGAUGCCUAUCCGCCAGGUUGACAUGGACGACAAUCUCCGCAUCUGGCGCGAUUUCCAGUUUGGGGAUCUGCUUGAUCUCAUGAUGCUGGAUACGCGACAGUACGACAGGAGCAUCACCGACCUGUACUGGAACACGGACUACGUGCAUGCCAUCAGUAACGAUGCCAGCCGGUCGCUCAUGGGUCCGCGGCAAGAAGCGUGGUUCUACCGCAAGCUCCGCGAGAGCUCAUCCCGGGGCGCGGCCUGGCGUAUUGUCGGGAAUCAGAUCAUUUUCAGCCGCAUGAACGAAAGCCUCGCCCUCGGAAACGAGAACCCGCUCAACUACGACCAGUGGGACGGCUACCAGGCCAACCGUAACCGUACCCUCAACACGCUGUACGAGAAUAAGAUCAACAACACCAUCUUCCUAGCCGGCGAUUCGCACGCCUCCUGGGUGUCGGACCUUACCUGGCUUGACACCAAGCCUUACAACCCUGAGACGGGCGACGGAGCCAUCGGCGUUGAGCUGGCCGGCACAGCGGUCAGCUCGCCCUGUCCCGCGGGCCAGAACAUCAGUCUCGCGGCUGCCAACCUCGGCUCGGCGUGGCUCACCGGCGCCAACAGUGAGCUGCAGUGGCAGGAUCUCUUUUACCGCGGCUACUUUGAGCUCUCGGUGGGCUAUGACGCCGUCAACGCGAGCUUCUUUGGCUUGCCGUCCGUCACGACACGCAAUGGUUACGAGAUACCGCUCGCCAACUUCACUGUUAAGCAUAACGCGAACCGUCUCGACCGGGGGUUGGGGUCGUUUGCUAACAAGCAAGUUGAAAGUGGGAGCUUGAAGGGGGGGAGGACGGUGGGAGCCAAUCUGACGCAUGAUACUGAGACCGGGAAGUGGUUUGUGUUCAAUGGAAAAUAG
Parathielavia appendiculata is the source of this 1887-nucleotide messenger RNA. Its product is annotated as PhoD-like phosphatase. Lineage: Eukaryota; Fungi; Ascomycota; Sordariomycetes; Sordariales; Chaetomiaceae. Bases 1 to 1887 code for a protein of 628 amino acids. The transcript is spliced from 7 exons. The record is from RefSeq and is a predicted model, not a curated record.